Molecule: messenger RNA, 2498 nt
Organism: Serinus canaria (Common canary)
Lineage: Eukaryota; Metazoa; Chordata; Aves; Passeriformes; Fringillidae
Gene: CDC6
Product: cell division cycle 6
Exons: 12
Coding region: 301-1962 (553 amino acids)
Biological process (GO): mitotic DNA replication checkpoint signaling; cell division; DNA replication initiation
Cellular component (GO): nucleus
Molecular function (GO): ATP hydrolysis activity; DNA replication origin binding
Source: RefSeq, a predicted model, not a curated record
CGAGGAAGGCUGGGUCGGGGGGUGCGGGCCCUGGGAGCACUGGGGGAACGGGGAGCGCGGAGUACCAGCAGGCGGACCACAGCUCCCAGCGUGCCCCGCGCGCCGCGCACAGCACUUUCCGCCCUGCCUCGGCUGCGCUCGCUGAUUGGCUGCUCUGUUGCGGUCCUUCCUCCGGCUGCGGCGAUUGGCGGCGGCUGCAGCGGCGCGACCAAUGGGGCGAAGGGGGCGGGGCCAGCUCGGCCUGGUGGCGGGAAGUACGGAGCUGGGGCUGAUUUGGCGCGAGAAGCCGUAGCCCCCGCCAUGGCCAGCAGCAGCCAGCAGAGCCAGCCCACCAUCGGCUUUCCCCGCACAAGGAGCGCCCGACGCCUCGCUACCCCCUCGGCCAAGAGCGACCCCGAAGCCCCUGCUCUGCGCCCCUCGCCGCGUUCCAAGGCCUCGGGCUCCAGCCCGGCCACCCCGGACACACGCUCAGGCCGGGCCACAGCGCAGCCCCUGACACCCAAAGCGCAGCCCCUGAGCCCCCGCAAACGCCUGGGUGAUGACAACCUGUGCAACGUCCCCCAUGCCUUACCUUGCUCCCCGGCCAAACGCAGCAAGGAGAACCGGGGCCGUCGCCUGCUUUUUGGGGACCCCUCAGCCUCCCCCGAGCAGCCCAAAGGCUCAGGGCCAUCCCCACGGAGCGGGGGGCCAGGGACCCCCCGGAGCUCAGGGCUCAGCGGGCAGCACCCACGCACUCAGCUCUUCAGGCAGGAAGGUACCUGUUACCAGCAGGCCAAGCAGGUGCUGCACGCGGCCGUGCCCGAGCGGCUGCAGGGCAGGGAGCGGGAGACGGGGAUGCUGCGGCAGUUCCUGCUGGAACACGUCCUGGGGCGCCGGCCUGGCAGCCUCUACGUGUCCGGAGCCCCUGGGACUGGGAAAACAGCCUGUCUGAGCCGUGUCCUGCUCGACUGCAAGGACAAGCUGGCUGGCAGCAGGACUGUGGUGCUGAACUGCAUGGCACUGGGCAGCCCCCACAGCGUCUUCCCUGCCCUGGCACAGCAGCUGGGGCUGCCUGUGGCCACUGGACGGGAGCGUAUCAGGAGCCUGGAGAAGCAUCUGACGGCCAAGGGACCCAUGGUCCUCCUGGUGCUGGAUGAGCUGGACCAGCUGGAGAGCAAAGGCCAGGACGUGCUCUACACCCUCUUUGAGUGGUCCCAGCUGCCCAGCUCCAGGCUCGUCCUCGUGGGGCUGGCCAAUGCCCUGGACCUGACAGACAGGAGCCUGGCCAGGCUGGGAGCCCACCUGGCUGGCAAGCCCCGGCUGCUGCACUUCCCACCCUACACCAAGGAGCAGCUCACCCUCAUCCUGCAGGAGAGGCUGGGACAGGUGGCAGGUGACCCCAUCCUGGACUCUGCUGCACUCCAGUUCUGUGCCCGCAAGGUCUCUGCAGUCUCCGGUGAUGCCCGCAAGGCCCUGGAUGUCUGCAGGCGUGCUGUGGAGGUGGUGGAGCUGGAGGUGCGAGGCCAGACCCUGCUCAAGCCACUGCCCAGGGGUGACUCCCCGGUGUCCCCUGUCCCCAAGCGUGUGGGGCUCCUGCACAUCUCCCGGGUGCUCUCGGAGGUGUUUGGGGACCGGCUGGCAGGGGGGUCCCGGGGUGCCCAGGACACCUUCCCCCUGCAGCAGAAGGUGCUGCUCUGCUCCCUGCUCCUGCUUGCCCGGCACUCACACGCCCGCGAGGUGACCCUGGGGAAGCUCCAUGACACCUACAGCCAGGUGUGCCGGCGGCAGCAGCUCCCCGCUGUCGACCAGGCCGAGUGUCUGUCCCUUGUCACCCUCCUGGAGUCCCGCGGUGUCCUCGAGCUCAAGAAGGCCAAGGAGGCCCGGCUGGCCAAGGUUUCCCUGAUGCUGGAGGAGGCAGCCCUAGAGCACAGGCUGCAGGACACGGCGCUGGUGGGCAGCAUCCUCACCCAGGGGCUGCACUAACCCCCCCCUGCCUCCCAGCAACUCCUUCCCCGUGGCCCCAAGGGGGAUUUUGCUGCUGUGGCAAGUGGCUCCCAAGGUCUUGGACAUUUGUCAAGUUCUGCCCUGGGGCUGUCAGUCUGGGGUAUUUUUAUUAAUAUUUUAAUGUAAUAAUAUUAUUAAUGAUAUAUUGUAAUUGCUGCAUGAUGGGAGCUUAGGUGGGAGGCUGGGACACCCCCCAGCCCCUCUGUGGCACCCCCAGCCCCUUUGCAGGGAGUGGGGUGCUCCUGGUCCCCCUUGCCACCCUGGUGUGUGAUCCUGAGGUCUGGUGUUGCUCCUGCCAUGAAUCCCAGACCACGUUUGCUCCCAACUCUUUCAGAGCCUUCUGGGGCUCUCUGGAACCUUCUUGACCGCUCUGGCUGCAGGGAGAAUCUUCCCAGUGCCAGCCCCGCUCUGGGACCCAGUGCUGGCAGUGGCACAGGAGGGGCAGGGACCCCUGGGGUGAGAGAACAGGGGAGAUUCUUUUACCUCUUGCCGUGAAAUAAAGUCAUUUCAGUUCA